CUGCAGGAGAAAUAAACCCUGCAGAUUACUUAGGCCAGAAGGUGAAGAGAGACUAACAGUUUGCAGUAAUACAGCCCUUCCUGCCCUCACCACAGGCACUAACUGGCUCAGAGGAAACCCACUCUGCUCUUUGAUAAGGUGGCAAUUUUAAACAGGAUCAGGCACCAGAACCACCUCCCAGAGUGCAGAGCAGGAGAGAAGCUGAGAGCAUGUUCCUUUGCUUCUGAGGAAAUUUUGAUGCCCUCCCAUGUUCUUUGAUGAAAUCCACCAACCAUAAAAUUUACUGCUUUUUUUUAAAAUAGCAGCAACCCUCCAGCCGGCCAUAUUGGAGGUUGGGAAAUAAAGCUGCUCUAAAAUUAUGUGUGUCUUGGAAAUAACCCCCUGCACUUGAAAAAAACAAAGCCAAACAACAGCAACAAAAACCAGCCACAACAAACACCACAAUCUUCGCCCUACACAAAGGUCCUUGAAAAUGAGCAAGGAGCCUUGGGUUCUCCGGCCCACCUUGUGCCUCACUGGGCUCAGCCUGCUUGUCUCUCUGGCGCCCUGUGGGCUGGGCAUGGAAAUCACGGCACAACCUACCGUCAGUGCUUUGAAUGGCUCUUCCGUGCGCCUCUCUUGCACCUUCAACUCCUGCUACAAAGUGGAGAACAAACAGUUCUCCCUGAACUGGACUUACCAGGAAUGUGAGAACUGCACCGAGGAGAUGUUCCUGCAGUUCCGGAUGAAGAUCGUGCACUGGCGGCUGGAUCGCUUCGGGAACAGGGUGGAGUUCACCGGCAACCCCAGCAAGAACGACGUGUCCUUCACCCUCCACCAGGUGCAGCUGGAGGACGAGGGCACCUACAACUGCUACGUGAUGAACCCCCCCGACAGGCACCGGGGCCACGCCCGCAUCUUCCUGAAGGUGAUCACCGAAGUGCCCCCGGAGCGCGACUCCACGGUGGCUGUUAUCGUGGGGGCCUCAGUGGGGGGCUUCCUAGCCGUGGUGAUCCUGGUGCUGGUAAUCGUCAAGUGCGUGCGGAGGAAAAAGCAGCAGAAACUGAACACAGACGACCAGAAAACGGAGGAGGAAGGGAAGACAGAUGGCGAAGGGAACCCCGAGGAGGGCACCAAGUAACGGCCCCCUCUCCUUUCCCCCUGUACAGUGUGACCCCUUGUGUGCUUCUCCAGAGAAUGGAUUUCAGACUCCCCAGAAUUACUGAGCAUCCCUCAUCUACGUAGCCAGCCCCGACCGCCGGGAAUCCAGGCUUCAGCAGGGCCUGGGCAGAAGACUGCUGUGCACCUGGGCUGGGCUAGGGCUUGGCGGAGGUGCGUGGAUAACCUAAGCCUACCGAGCCCGUCCCCUGCACCAGACUGCUGCCUGCUCCCGCCUCUCUCUCCCUAUGAGCCGGGAAGAGCCCGCCCCUGAGUGCCAAGGUGCUGCCCAGGGCGGGGGCUGGAGCAAUGCAGAGGCUGUGGCUGAGAGGGAGGCAGGACCUCCCCUGAGGACGGUGGAGGCGGGGAGGGAGAGAGGGCUGCAGCCUCUCAGCGUGAUGGGCAAUGGGGACGGGGGGCUAGCGAGCCCUUCUGCCCUAGGCCCUGGCACCGGUGUGAGACGUUAGUGUGCUGGCCAGGGGUAGAUUCCUGGGAAGGCCAGAGGGUUCUCCUGUGCCUUGCACUCAUGGCAGAGCCUCGAGCACAGGGGACCCUUUUCUAUGUCAAGUAAUCCGAUCGGUCUCCCUGGAACCCCUCGAGCUCCGUCCCCACAGGCCAGUCUGCUCCCCAGGCCCUUCUGAUCUGGGCCCAUCCACAAAGGCACCCGGCUCCUAUCCGAAAUUUGUAAUGGGCAUUAGCAGGGCACCAGUGUUACGGGAAGGCAGGGGGCGCGGCGGCGCCUCUGUCGGGCAGAGGGACGGAGGG
Mauremys mutica (yellowpond turtle) is the source of this 1902-nucleotide messenger RNA. It is a transcript of the gene SCN2B, whose product is annotated as sodium voltage-gated channel beta subunit 2. Gene Ontology annotation, cellular component: membrane. Bases 473 to 1120 code for a protein of 215 amino acids. The transcript has 4 exons. The record is from RefSeq and is a predicted model, not a curated record. NCBI's taxonomy places the organism in Eukaryota, Metazoa, Chordata, Testudines, Geoemydidae.